CUCUUACGAACGACGGAAGGUUAUAAAUACGAAAUCUCAAUGCCUUCUAUUAAAGUAUUCGUCUUUUAAUAGUGAGACAACGAAGUGUAGAAGGGGACGAAGGAAGAGAGAGAGAGAGAGCAGCCCGUAAUCGGAUUCCCCUUCCGCCCCCUUUCCUCGUUCUCUCCUAGGGCCUUGACCUCCGAGCGCGGCCAUCGAAUCAGGUUCUUUUGAACUUUGGAAGAGAUGGGAACAAAUGGCGCACGUGAUAUAACUACAUCACAUGGUGAUGUUACUGAAGAUUCUGAGACUACUGUCGAGAUAAAAAUUAAAACUUUGGAUUCUCAGACAUACACUUUGCGAGUGAAUAAAUGUGUGCCUAUUUUAAUGCUGAAGGAGCAAAUAGCUACUGUCACUGGUGUAGUAUCAGAACAACAGCGUCUAAUCUGUCGUGGGAAGGUUUUGAAAGAUGAUGAACUCCUCUCUGCAUAUCAUGUGGAAGAUGGUCACACACUGCAUCUGGUUGUUAGACAACCACAUCAAUCUUCAUCAUCACCAUCAACAGGUCAUGUGGGAUCUGAAGGUGCAUCAGCCAAUCCAGCUGCUAAUUCUUCUUCGAGUACUGCUCACAACCGUGGCAGUCAUGUGGCUCGUAGUAUUGUAUUUGAGGCUGUCAAUAUAGAUCAAGGGGAUAAUCGCACUUCACACCUUGGUCGGAUUAUUUCUAGUCUCCUGAGUUCAAUUGGGACGACAAAUACUGCAUUCCAGAACCCAAGGAAUGAUCUUAGGGAAACUGUUGGGAGAACAUCUGGUGAUACUGGGCUUUCAGAUGCCAUGCAAUCCAAUCCCAACCCUCCUACUUCAAGGGUUGAACUUGAUUCACAGCAGGGUCCCCUUCGUUUUCAAUCUGUAUUUCCUUUGGGAUCUCAGCAGCCAAUUGUCAUUCCUGAUUCUCUGACCACUAUGAAUCAGUACCUAGGAGUUAUAAGGGAUGAUUUCAGGAGGGAAGGGCACAGCAUUUAUGGAAGGGAGCAGACUAAUGAUGCAGCAGCUGCUGGAAUGAAUGGUAAUGAUGUGCAAAAUCAUGAUUUUCUGUCUCCCUUGCCCUCUAGGCAGGGUGGUCUGCCAAGUCCAGCAUCUUUAGCAGAAAUUGUGCUCUCUACUAGACAACUGCUUAUGGAUCAGGCUGGAGGAUGCUUAUCU
Messenger RNA from Elaeis guineensis (African oil palm), 1182 nucleotides. Lineage: Eukaryota; Viridiplantae; Streptophyta; Magnoliopsida; Arecales; Arecaceae. The record is from RefSeq and is a predicted model, not a curated record.